Messenger RNA from Daphnia pulicaria, 387 nucleotides. Its product is annotated as cysteine proteinase inhibitor 8-like. The coding region runs from base 1 to 387 and encodes 128 amino acids. The record is from RefSeq and is a predicted model, not a curated record. Lineage: Eukaryota; Metazoa; Arthropoda; Branchiopoda; Diplostraca; Daphniidae. Gene Ontology annotation, molecular function: cysteine-type endopeptidase inhibitor activity. The transcript has a single exon.
AUGGCACAAACUGUGGUCCUCUUCCUGGUGCUCGUGUCGGUAUUGAACGCGGCUACUUCGGCCUCUCUCAAUAAACGUCAGACGGGCUUGGUAGGAGGAUAUUCACCCGCCAACGUACACGACAUCGAUGUUAAUGAGAUGGCCGAUUUCUCAAGAAGAGCCAUUUCGUCAAAAAGCAACUCCGGACCUUCAACUCUUAUCCGAAUCGUAAAAGCUGAAAAGCAAGUUGUGGCCGGUAUGAAUUAUAAAUUGACUCUCGAGAUGGAAAAUGCCAACGACGGAGUCAUUCUCUGCGACGUCAUCGUUUUCGACCAGCCGUGGACGAACACGCGUCGACUACGCGAGUCCAGUUGCAUGGCGGUUUGUACGGGCAAACAAAUUUUUUGA